This is a messenger RNA of Mercurialis annua (annual mercury), 1344 nucleotides long. RefSeq names its product probable mitochondrial import inner membrane translocase subunit TIM21. Lineage: Eukaryota; Viridiplantae; Streptophyta; Magnoliopsida; Malpighiales; Euphorbiaceae. The transcript is spliced from 8 exons. Gene Ontology annotation, cellular component: TIM23 mitochondrial import inner membrane translocase complex. The record is from RefSeq and is a predicted model, not a curated record. Gene Ontology annotation, biological process: protein import into mitochondrial matrix. The coding region runs from base 181 to 1011 and encodes 276 amino acids.
UUUCAGAGUGGUUCCACCGUCGUUUUUUCUCAAUCGGUUGCGUUUCUCAAAAAAAUUUAAAUUAUUUUUGUGGGAUUAUUCUCUAUUUUGAUUAGUUGAAUUAGGGUUCAUCUGUCUUAUUUAUUUGUUGGAUAUUUUUUUCUUCUUUCUUUUUAAAGACUAAUUUAAUUUACGUUGAUAAUGGAGCAAUUAAGGAGAUCAGCAGCAAUGUCGUUAAAGAGCAGAUGCAGUGGUUUAUUAGAAAUGCUUCCGAGGAAUUUUAAGUCAAGGCAUGUGGCACAAUGUACUUCUGAAGCCAAGCAUGACUCUAAGGACUUACUUUGUGCCAAUGGAAAUACACUUCUUCGAGCGCUACACUGUGAUAGACAAUGCAUAGUUGGUCAUCAGUCACAAUUCCAACUCAUGAAACCCCAUGGCUCAAACAAUGCCAAUUCUUGUUUUAUAAGAUCGUUUGCUUCAAAAGCUUCAAAGAAAACGACAUCUGAGACUAAAAAAGAGGUAUCUACUGUUGAGGAUCCCUUUGAUGCACCUACAUACAACAUUCCAGAAAAGCCAGUUUCAUUUACUGAGGGAGCUUCCUACAGUAUUGUAAUUCUUGCAGGACUUGGAGUUGCAGCUGCUGCAGGCUAUGCUGUUUUCAAGGAGCUCAUAUUUGAACCAAAAGAGUACAAAAUCUUUAACAAGGCUUUGAAAAGGAUUCAAGAUGAUGCCCAGGUAAGAGUGAGGAUUGGAUCUCCAAUUACAGGUUAUGGCCAAGAAAGUAGGAAUCGUGCUGCUCGCCAACGUAUACCCAAUAAGAUCUACACUGAUGAAGAUGGUGUAGAGCAUGUUUUGGUCAAUUUCUAUAUCCGGGGACCCCAUGGAGCGGCCAAGGUUUCUGCCGAGAUGUUUAAAGACAAAAUAGACAAGGAAUGGAAGUACGUAUACUUGAUCGUCCAGUUUAUGCAACCUAACCAAUCGCAAUUGAUCCUCGAGUCUUACAUUCCGGACGCUGCUCCAGUGCCUGCAUGACACAUGUAACACACUAUUCUUCCAAGCUUAGAAAAGUUUCCUGGUGCAAAUUUGCUGCAGAUGACAUAAAUGGCCAACUCUUAUUAACAGAAUAAGAGUCCUGCAAAAUUUCACAACUUUUUUUUGUAUAAAAGAGCUCUCUGUUCAGUGCCAGUUUUGAUUCAUUUUGAGAUGGAAUAUGUAUUUUUGAAUCUGGAUUUUGCAACGAAAAUUAGUCAUCCUUAUGAUUUGGUUAUGUUUACCAAGUUGUGGAGUUCAUACCCAAAAUUUACUAUACAAUAUUCAGACACAUAAUGGAAGAUUAAAGACUUGAGUGACAAUUUGCUCCUUCAA